This is a messenger RNA of Eufriesea mexicana, 1754 nucleotides long. RefSeq lists its product as uncharacterized. The transcript is spliced from 6 exons. The coding region runs from base 72 to 1754 and encodes 560 amino acids. Lineage: Eukaryota; Metazoa; Arthropoda; Insecta; Hymenoptera; Apidae. The record is from RefSeq and is a predicted model, not a curated record.
UGUUGGUUGGUUCGCUGCAAUCGAAAGUCGACGCCAGGUCUGGAGAAGUUGGACGAGGAUCUACGCAGACGAUGGCGGCGAGAGGAGCGAUAUGCCUGCUCCUGGUGACCCUGGCCCUGAGGGGCACUCAGUGCAACACGAGAUACUUCAUGAAGAUGAAGACGAACGCGUCCGAGCUGGUGAAAGCGAAGGGAGGAAGCUUGAGGGUACUUGACGAGCCGAUCAUGGCCACGCAGAGUCCAUUACAUCAUGAAACAAAGCCUGUCUUUCAGGACGGCGGCCAAAGGAUGAUCAAGGACUUCCCGAGAAGCGAGGAUGAUUCGAAAAACGGGUUCGAAACGUCCACGUUUAAUCCGGACGUGCUGAACAAGUUCCUAGAGGAAUAUGCGAGCAAGAUCAAGGGUAGUACGGAGAAAUAUCAGAGGUAUCCGUUCAGGAUCGUCAAGCCUGCUGAAGCUAUAGCUCUGGAGGUGGAUGAUCCCACCACCUCGACGACUACCAUGAACUACGAUCAGGAUACCAAGUAUGAAGAGGACACGUCGAACUCUACGUCCACUGAGGAUGGGUUAAGUGCAACGUUGAACGACACUCUAAAAAGGAACAAGUAUUACGGGGCGAAUUCGUACGAAGACAGGAACGGUUGGGUGACAUUAGAGGCAAUUCCAUGGUCCAAGAGCAAGAUUUCUAAAUGGCAGGCGACUCCUAGCACGCAGCGCCCCUGGCCGGAAGUGAAACCAUGGGACAAGCCGAACAUUGGGAAGCCUUGGGCCUCGGAUUACUCCGUCAGACCAAUCUUCGAGAAUAAUAAACCGUGGUAUGAAAAGCCGAAGCCCACCUGGCCAGAGAACAGCAACGACAAACCAUGGCAGAAACCAACUACUCGUCCUCCCUACUACACGGAGAAACCUGAGGAAACCCAAGCUCAAAAAUGGCCACCGGAGAGGCCAUCUUGGAACAAGUACCAAGACCGACCGAACAGCGAUAUAAUUACAGACAAUCGUCCAGCCAACUUCCCCAGCAACUGGAACAGACCUCAGCCGACGAAGCCGAGUUAUCAGUACCUGGACAGAUACCCAGAGAAGAAUCAGCCGGAGGAAAACAACGAUUGGCACGAUUUUCCAACGAGAUUCGACGAUCGUCUGAGACCUUCUACCGAGAGACCAGGCUUCUCGCAGUACCAGUACGUGAACAACCAUCCACAGAGCUACCCCGGGAACGGAGAUGGCCAAUGGGUGUUGCUGUCCACGAACAGAGGUUACUCCAAGUCCAGACAGAGGUCGAUGAAGAUAGAUCAGGCAGGCCAGGUGGAGAACGUUACCAAGAGCGUUGGUAUAAAAGAGGAAGAACCUGAUCCAGCGAUCGCCGUGAUGACGUCGAAGAGACAGGUCAGGUUGACGGUGUUACCGUCGAUCAACGGCACGAACACGACGACGUCUCACGGGGGUCUUCUGGAGGUAGAGAAGACCUUCAAAAGCGUGGACCAGAGCCGGAAAGAGUACGAAAGGGACAAGCAGACGCUGCCGACUAUCCUGAAGAGAAGACCUAUCAGAAACACGCUAGGAAAUCAAGCAUCUAGCUCUGCCGUUUUGGCCGCCGUGGGUGCUGGAAUAUUACCGGCUACAAUGGCAAUGAUGAUACCGAUGAUCCUUGGCCGUCGAAAGAGGGACCUAAUGGCUUCCAGGUUGAGACUCCUGGAUCACGAUGAUCCAAUGACGAAUAUCGAUCGUCGUGUCCAAGGAACGGGACUACGAUAA